UGUGGUGACUUCGUGAACGCAGGUGCCAAGGAGAUGAUGACGCCGUCGGAUGUCAUUGCUGCUGCGGACAUCACCUUCUCCUGUGUGUCUGACCCACAGGUGGCAAAAAAUAUGGUAUUCGGAAAUUGUGGAGUGUUGCAAGAAAUGUCCGCUGACAAAGGCUAUGUGGAGAUGACUGGCAUUGACGCAGAGACCUCACAGGACAUUGCAGAGGCUAUAAGUGGGCGAGGGGGGCGUUACCUGGAGGCACAGGUGCAGGGCAGCAAAGUGCAGGCAGAAGAGGGCACCCUAGUCAUUCUGGCAGCGGGUGACAGAACGCUCUUUGACGACUGCCAGAGCUGCUUCCAGGCCAUGGGCAAAAAUUCCUUCUACCUCGGUGAGGUGGGCAAUGCCAGCAAGAUGAAUUUGGUGCUCCAGGUGAUGGCAGGUGUCACGCUAGCUGGGCUGGCUGAGGGAAUGGCCCUGGCGGAUAGGGCUGGGCUGCAGCAAAAGGACGUGAUGGAGAUCAUGGAGCUCACCUCACUUGCAUGUCCACUCAUGAUUGAGAAGGGAAAAGCCAUCAUUGAAGGAGGUUUCCCAACACACCUGCCGCUGCAGCACAUGCAGAAGGACCUUCGCCUAGGCAUGCUGAUGGGUGACACCUUGGAGUUGCCGCUGCCCCUCACUGCUGCCACCAACGAGGUCUUCAAGCACGCCAAGCGGCUGGGCUACGGGGAGCACGACGUUUCCAGUGUCUACAUACGCACGCGAUUCUAACCCAUAUUGGCCCCCGUGUGCUCACUCUUUUUUUUUCUUUUUCUUUUUAAAUGUAUUUUUUUGUUCUUUUUUUAUGUCUUUUUCUCUGUUUUUGUUUGUAGAAGGCGUAUGUGUCUUGAGGAAAGGAAGGGAGGAAGGAAGCAGGCAGAGGCAGGCAGGCAUCAGUAAAAUUUGUGUGCACUAAAAACCUCCCUUCUAGCUUUCUCUCUCUGUCUCUGUCUCUCUCGUUAAGGGAGAAGUUAUAUUGUAGUAUUUGUUGUAAUUAAGGUUGUUUUUUAGCUUGUAUAAAGUAUAAGAAUGAGGUUAAAAGAAAUGGAUAAAGAAAAGAAAAGAAAAUUUUUAUCAAAACACCUUUUCAUUUGAUGCAUUUAUGUACUGAGAAAUCACAUUUUAAUUUUUUUCUCUCUUUUUUAUUUUUUCAUAUUUCGUAUGCACAUUUUUAAUUAUUUAUUUUUUUACCAAGAGCACAUUUUGUGUGUCGUUUUGGCUAAGGAAUGAGGAACGUGGAACCGCAGUGCUCAGAAUUGAAUAAGUGUUUGCGAGGUUUUCAGUGCAGACUCUUGUUAUUGUUUAUUGAUGCUUGGGUUUUCUAAAAUAACGUGGAUAUCAUUUCCUUUUUUUAAUUUUUAGUCUUUAUUAUUAUUGGUUUGCUGUCAUUAUUAUUAUUUUUAUUAUUAUUAUUAUUAUUAUUAUUAUUAUUAUUAUUAUUAUUAUUACUAUUAUUAUUAUUGUUUUGUCAUUAUUAUUGUUAUUGUUAUUUUCACCAGAAUACUGAGAGCCUGAAGGAGCCAUUAUGUAGUGACUCAAAGCUGUCGAAUGCUUAGUCAUUGGUAUCCAAGAUAACUAUAAAUAGUAAAAAAAAAAAAAAAAAAAAAAAAAAAAAAAAAG
Molecule: messenger RNA, 1644 nt
Organism: Penaeus vannamei (Pacific white shrimp)
Lineage: Eukaryota; Metazoa; Arthropoda; Malacostraca; Decapoda; Penaeidae
Source: RefSeq, a predicted model, not a curated record